This is a messenger RNA of Thelazia callipaeda (thelaziosis nematode), 969 nucleotides long. The record is from the annotation of a GenBank genome assembly. NCBI's taxonomy places the organism in Eukaryota, Metazoa, Nematoda, Chromadorea, Rhabditida, Thelaziidae.
AUGACUUUGAUUUGUUAUUCACUGAUUGCUGGAAGCCGAACGCACGCGUGCAUUCUCCGUUGUGGUCAUCCGAUCCGUACAGCUGCUAUUGCAUCAAGUACUGCAAAAGAACCAAGUACCUCAGUGGUUAUAACAAAUGUCCCAGAAAAAGUUGAGAAAAUUGGAUUCUUCAAGAAAUUGGUUUACAGAUUUAAAGGAAUUCCGCUUAAAGAUGAAUCGCAUGCGCCUAUUUCUUUUAUGAGAGAUAUUGGAAAGCAGUUUGUGCCACCACCUUUACCCGAAUUACCGAAGGAUUUUAAAGAAUAUCCUGAACGUGAUUUGGUGAAUUAUCCGUAUCCUGUGCAGCGUAUGUAUCCUCCCAAAUUAAGGCUUCUAAUCGUACCGGACAAGUUCAUGAGCGCUUUCCAUAAAUACACAGGAACAUCAGGCCCAUAUGUAUUUUUCACCAUGUUAUAUGCUUUUCUUCAUUCGAAGGGUUUGUUCGAAAUCGCUCACGACCGGAUAAAAAUAGUUGUUUUGCUCUUCUAUUAUUAUAUAUUCUCAAGAGCUUUUGACUAUCGACUGGAUAAAUACAUUUAUGAAAGACGCAAGCAACUUGAAAAGGAUUAUUUAGAUAUUGUUGAUAAUAACUUUAAAGAAGUUCGAUAUGCUCAAAAAGAAUCAAAAGCUGAAAAAGAAGCUUAUUUGGCGAUGAAGGAAUACUAUCCUACAAUCUUCAAGGAAACUCUGGCUCUGCAGCUGGAAGCUACUUAUCGGAAAAAUGUGGAACGCCUAGCAACGGAAAUGCAACAUCGUCUGGAUUAUUUGCAGGAAACGGUCUCUGUAAAGCGAAGCUUUGCCCAUAGCUAUAUGCUGAAAUGGAUAAUCGACUCGGUGAUGGCAGAAAUAUUAUCCGAUAAAGAGAAUAUUAAAGAAAGAUAUAUGGAGAACUGUAUUGAGCAGCUUAAAUUGCUUUCUCCUCAAGGAUAG